Molecule: messenger RNA, 363 nt
Organism: Scheffersomyces stipitis CBS 6054
Lineage: Eukaryota; Fungi; Ascomycota; Pichiomycetes; Serinales; Debaryomycetaceae
Gene: TAF19
Product: Taf19p
Exons: 1
Biological process (GO): RNA polymerase II preinitiation complex assembly; transcription by RNA polymerase II
Cellular component (GO): transcription factor TFIID complex
Molecular function (GO): protein heterodimerization activity
Source: RefSeq, a predicted model, not a curated record
CGUAGAAAGAGAAAGCAGAGACUUUUCCAAAAGGACAUCGAGAACUUGUUGUUUGCAAUGGGAGAUCGUCCCGUUCUGACGGAUAUGCUGGUUCUUGCACUUGAAGAGAUCUUGGUGGAGUAUUUGCUGGACUUAUGCCACCUGACCAUGGCAUAUUCCAGAUCUCAGGGUAGAUCGAGAAUCAAGAUGAACGACUUAGCUUUUGCGUUGAGGAACGACCCGUUGAAGCUUGCAAGAUUCCAGUACACCAUCGAGCAGAGUUAUCGUAUUGAAAAAGCGAAGAAGAUGUUUGAAGAGAAUACAGAUGCGGUGGGUGCUAGUGUAGGAAAUCAGGAUUCAGACGAGGAAGAGGAUGACGAAGAG